UGUCCAAACAGUGCUCAGUUCCAGGUUCCCCUGCCCACCGCCACUGGCCUCAACGCCCCUGCUGGCCAAAUCAUCAAGGGCGCUGCCGACGACAACGGCAAGCUCAAGGAUGCCGCUCUUCUGCUCGGCAUCAAGCUCGACCUCGAGGCCGAGGUCCACCUGACUGCCCGUGUCAAGGGUGAUGUCGUCGUUGGUCUUUACUAG
Clonostachys rhizophaga is the source of this 204-nucleotide messenger RNA. The record is from the annotation of a GenBank genome assembly. NCBI's taxonomy places the organism in Eukaryota, Fungi, Ascomycota, Sordariomycetes, Hypocreales, Bionectriaceae.